This is a messenger RNA of Coregonus clupeaformis (lake whitefish), 5032 nucleotides long. Its product is annotated as tight junction-associated protein 1-like. Gene Ontology annotation, biological process: Golgi organization. The record is from RefSeq and is a predicted model, not a curated record. The transcript is spliced from 10 exons. Gene Ontology annotation, cellular component: trans-Golgi network. The coding region runs from base 526 to 2622 and encodes 698 amino acids. NCBI's taxonomy places the organism in Eukaryota, Metazoa, Chordata, Actinopteri, Salmoniformes, Salmonidae.
UAGAGGAGGGUAGGAGAUCAACUUUAUCCGGGAACAACCAUAGCUGAAUUUAGGGUUGAGAGAUAAUAAGGCGUUAGUUAUCGAUUGUGUUGUUGCUUAAUGGCUAGCCACUGUCAUUCGUGAGUCUAGACAACGCAACGUGAUCGAAUAAUCGAGUUGUGCCAGUGCACGAGCUUCCUUCCUUGCGACCGAACUGCAGAGUCCGUCCUGAGAAGAGCGGAUAAAGUUUAUUACGGAUUUGACUCAACCCUCUGUUGACACUGAUUUUUGAGAUUAUUUGGUGUAACAGUCGGACACUAGCUAAACAGGAUAUCAGUAGGCCAGGGGUUCACAUGCCAAGAGAGAGAAGACGAAGAGUAGGAGGACCAGAGGGGACGCACUCAGGGCAAUUUGAGUCUGGAGCACGCAGCAUACACUCUUAAAGAAUGCCUGGGAUUUAAGAACCUGUGGAUGAGGACAACGCUGGAAUACCUCAGAAUUUGGGAAUAACAGAACGGACAGACAGACGGACGCUGAGCGCCAAGGAUGACGAGCGCUGUCCCGGCCAGGAAGCCGUACCGCAAGGCUCCGCCUCAGCACCGCGAGACACGCAACAGCCUGCCCUUGUUUCGAGAGGACCUUAGUGGGAGCACACCGCCUGCGCCUGCCCACACCACGGGCCCCAACCCGCCCGACCCCUGCCAGGACUCCUUAUCAGAUGCAGACAGGAUCAAGAUCCUGCAGCAGCAGAAUGAAGACCUGCGCCGGCGGCUCUCCCACACCACCCACAAGAUGGAGGCCAUCGAGACUGAGUUUGAGACCAGCCGCCACUACAUGCAGGAGGAGAUGGGUCGCACGCGCGACGACCUGGAAAAGAUGAGAGACAAGUUCCGCAGACUGCAGAACAGCUACACUGCCUCCCAGCGGGCCAACCAGGACCUGGAGGAGAAGCUUCAUGCCCUGCUCCGUAAAGUGGAGAGGGACAAGAAGACCAUGGACCUGGAGAUAGUGGAGCUCACCAACAAACUCCUGGAUGCCAAGAACACCAUUGACAAGCUGGAGGAGUUGAACGAGCGCUAUCGGCAAGAUUGCAAUUUGGCUGUGCAGCUGUUGAAGUGCAAUAAGUCCCAUUUCAGAAACCACAAGUUUGCAGAUCUGCCCUAUGAGCUGCAGGACAUGGUGAACAAGCACAUGAAGGCCAGUCUGCCGGAUAAGAGUUCCCAGGGAGCCCAGGGCCAGGACUCUGACACCAUGAGCCUGACGCCCGCCGACGUGGUGCCCACCUCCGUCAUUGCCCGCGUCCUGGAGAAGCCUGAGCCUCUGGUGCUCAACUCUGCCCAGUCCAGCAGUAGCUCAGGCCGGCCCCAGGCAGAGGACGUGUUUGUGCAUGUGGACAUGACGGGGCCCCAGGCAGGAGAAGGGGGUAGAGAGAACGGGGGUCCCGGUCACAGCAGGAGGGCCCCAGCCCAGAGCAGCCAGGCCCAGGAGCUCCUCCAGCAGAACGGCAUGUGUCGGAGCCAGAGCAGCCUGUCAGCAGACGGCCAAUCAGGAGAGGAGGGUAGAGAGGGUGGGGCCUUCGAGAAGCUCAACCCCUACCCAGCCCCCCCUCCGCCCCACCCCCUAUAUCCCGGCCGCAAGGUGAUAGAGUUCUCCUCGGACGACAAGGUGAAGAUCCCCAAGAACAGUCCCCUGCCCAACUGCACCUACGCAACACGCCAGGCCAUCUCCCUCAGCCUGGUGCAGAACGACGAGGAGAACGAGCGCCAGCGCACCGUGCCCAACAGCCCCGCCGUGUCGGACGGGGGCUGGGGAUCUGGGGCUUCCUCCUCCUCAGGGGGAGGCAGGCAGCGUGACCCCUGCCGCACCCCUACUCAGCUGGACACAGCAGAACCCCUCUCCAGCCAGUCCAGCCCCUUCAGCAGCCCCCCUCAGCCCCCCAGCGCCUUUGCCAGCUCAGGUAGCUCCGAGGAGGACCUGCUGGCCAAUUGGCAGCGCAUGUUUGUGGAGAAGAUGGCCCCAUCCUCUGAGGGCACCCUGGUUAACCGCACCUCCUUCAGCAGCGAGACGGUCACGGACCUGGAGAGGACCCGGACCGGCAAGCCAGUGGGCGGGGGGUCCGACAGGGGGGCCUACUCGGACGGGGAGGAGGGGUCCUCCACCCACAGCUGGACAGCAAGCCGAGAGUCCAGCCUGGACACUGACACCAGCAGCAUGGCUGACCUCCGCACCAGGAGGGGACAUUACGGAGCAGACUUCUCCACCGAGGAGAGCGAGCAGCUGCUAAUGGCCCUGGACUCACUGGACAACGACCAAGACGACGCCAGUGGCGACACCGUGUCAACGGCCAUCACCAUAGAGACCAGCCCGGCGGAGGCCAAGAGGAAUGAUUUUGUGGAGGAGACUGGGUCUGUAGGCAGCUCUGCAGAGGAGAGAGACAUCCUGCCCCAGGAUUUCCCCGUCAUAGUCCCCCGGGUCCUGGCAGGGCUAGAGGACUACACAGAGAACACCCCUCCCCUUCCCGCUAACUCCUCCACUUCCACCCCCGGCCGACCCCUGAAGAGUCCAAAGAGGAUGGGAGUCCACCACCUGCACCGCAAAGACAGCCUGACCCGGGCACAGGAGCAUGGUAACCUGCUGGACUGAGACUAGGGGACUUUCUCCUCUCACUUCAUCUGUCGUCUCUUCUCUGUUCUGUGGACUCUUUAUCUUACCAGCAAAGAGAGAGAUGAUUCGUGUUGGUCCUUUCUUUGUCCGUGCUGCUGUCUCUCAUGAGUUUAGUCAGGAAAUACACACAUUCUCUACUAACCACAUUCAAGAGCUGACUAUUCUUUAGAGAUAUGUGCAAUGCCUGGCUUCCAGUUGAACUGUAAAGUUUGCAGCGUUCUUUCCUUUGUUUGCCACUGUGAACUGUGAGCUGCAAUAUCCUCCAGUAGCAGAACAAAGUGUCCUUCAGGGGUUUCUGAAUGAGGUUAGUUUUCUGUCUCUCAAACACUCCAAAACUGUUGCAGAGAGGAGAAUGGCGACUACAGGAUAUAGCCAUACACGGUCAUUUCCUGUGUGUAAACAUCCAGCCAGUGUGUGUUCUCAUGGAACAGCCCAGAUGGAGCAACGUUUCAUCUCAUCACUUGAGAUGAUCGGCGAUAUGCAGGAUGGAUGGAGUUGUUGCCUUCUCCCUUGUUUGUUCUCUUUUGCCCUGGAUUCCCCCAGGCAUCUGAUAACAUCAGAACUUUCCCUCCAUCUUUGAAUGGACGAAUGGUGGAGAGUGCGAGCACUUGCAAGCACAUGCUGUUGUCUGGUGUGAGUGGAUGGUGGACCUGACCCCCACACAGACUCUCAGUGCCUAUCCCUCUUUGUCUGAGGGGGGUUUCUAACCCCCCCAAAUCCCAGAAAAUAUUGGUUCUGAUGCCCCUCUGAAGCACCCACUCUUAAGGGCUCACUUCUCUGUAAUUGGUCAACUACACAAGAACUAGGAAGGUCACCCUCGAUGAAUUCCGGAAAUUGUUGGUCUCACUCCAAAGUUUAUUUUCUCGAUAACAAAAAUACAAUUUUCAUUGAUUUUUAAUUGUUUGAUUUUAUUUUAUAUUGUCUUUCUAUAAUUGUAAGUGUUAACAUUUUAUUUCUUCAAUCGCUUCUUCAUUCAAAUAAUGUAGAUUUUGACAUUUAGAUUUUUAUGCAACUAUUUUAUGGCUGAGGUCUGGAGAUAUUAUGAUGUUGAUGAUCGAGAACAGUCAAAGUAUUUAUAUUCUUUCACUUCUGUUCUGUUAUUGAUCUGUCAUUGGAUUUUGUCAUCAAUGUAUUUUCAUUUCAAGAAACAAACAGGCCGAUAGUUCUAUUGUUAACUCUAGUACUUUACAUGGGGUAUUGCAAAGGAAGACCCAAAUGCCAUGAAACAUGGUGUCAGUACUUUUCAGAAGAACCAAGACAUCCUUCUCAAGGCAUUUUUGUGGACGUGUUUUGGAAGUAUUCACUGGGUUCUGGGGGGAGAAGAAUUAUCCUUGAAGAUGCCUUCAAUUCUCAUUGUGUGCCACUUCUGUUAGCAAUGUAUUCAGUAACAACAACAGUAUGUGUCUAGAACAUCUAAGUGACAAGGAAUAAUCGAAGGCAAAAGACCUGCAUGGUAUGACUGGGCUGGUUGAUGAGAUUUUUGGUAUUUCUUUACCGUUGACAAUUUCCUGAACAGGAAAGUAUUUUUAUUGGUGUAUUACUCAGUCUCCGUUGUGGUGGUUCACAGAGGAUGUCAUACCGGUAACUAGUAAACUGUGAAGAGGAAAAUUAUUUUGAUAUGUUUUCUUCUGUUCAGCCAACCUUUUAUGUAUUUCAUCAGUUUGCUUAUCAGAUGUCCCCACUCCUAGAUAUUCUGGUCUAGAGAGUUCAGAUCAAUUGGCCCUUUCUAAAUACAAUACCUAAUCUGGAAUGUAAUCAUGGCUUUACAGUAUGUAGCGUUUAUAUUCGCUAUAGGUCCAUUUUCAUCUACAUGCUUUUGUAUGGAUAGGGGAUAUUGAUUCAUUCAAGAGAUUAUAAUUUUUGUGAUUUUAUGGAUUGAUUUUUGAUUGUGUGCAUGUUUUGGACUUUCAUUUGGUCCAGUAUAUUCAAUUGACUUAUCGUUCUGUAUUCAGCGAUGUUGAUUUUAUGUCUUAAUUGUAAUCCAUAAAAUGUGUUCCGCAUCAGACAUUCUCUAUGUAGCUUUAGUACAGGAUGAUUGACUGAGGCAAAAGUCUGCAUUUUCAUUUAUGUCAUUGUUGGCCUUUCUAAUGGCUUCUUGAUUGUUUGGUUAUGAAGUCUGAUACAGUCCUGCUGUUUUAUUGAUCCCAGAUUGACAGCUCACAGUGAAAGCUCUGCAGCGGCCUUCAGUAUAAGGCAGUAAUCCAGUAUGAAGUCACACGCCUCAUGCAGUGUUCUUAACCCUCCAAAUCAGACUCUAAGCCAUCUGGUUGUUUUGUUCAUGCCACCCUCUAUGGGCUGAUGACAGUGUAAUAUCAUAUCCACUGCAUUCGGAAAGUAUUCAGACCCCUUCACUUUUUCCAAAUUCUGUUACAUUACAGCCUUAUUCAAA